UAAGUAAAAUUAGGCGCCUUGGAGAAAGAAGUAAGUACUUAAGGUCUUGGAGGGAGAGGGUUUUGUUUGUUUGAGGGAGAAAGUAAAUAGAGAAACAUUUUGCGGAGAACAUCCUCAAUACCAAUACUGAGAGCAACAAUAACCUUUACUUACUGGUUGCUUCAUCUGGGGCAGUGGGAUCGUUUUGUGACGUCUUAGAUUCGUUCUCAGAGUGCCCGCCGGUCCAAGGUUCGAAUCCUCGCAGCUCGAUCUGUGGAUAGUCAGGCUAUUGUUUGUUUGAAAGAAGCGCUGGAGGUUGUGUACAGAGAUCUAUGGAGCUUGCGCGGAAAAAUUGAUCUGUAGGUGAGAUGAUCUCGGGACGACUUGCCGCUUAAAUUCAGAGAUUUACAACGCAAUUCCAGUUUAACCGAAAUCAUAUUUUGGUAUUCUUCUCUAUUCUGGGCAACUGAGACUAGCUGUAUAACAUCUUCGAUGUGAGACUGGGUGUUAAAAAGGGAGGUUUUCUUGAAUGCUCCCUUGAAUGCUCUUUGAAAUUUGCAUUGGCAGUGGAUCUGUAGCCAAUUAUAUGAAUGGUUUUCUCUCACGGGUGCCUGGCUUUUAUUGGAUCUCCUUCUUUUUGAUCUUCUUUCACCAAAAUUAAGAAAAGCAUAAAAAAUUCAAAUUCGAUAUUGACAGUUUCAUGAUCCUUAUGGUGGUAAAGGUUCCCUGUCCCACAGCCAACAGGGUGAAAACCAUAGUCUUUUGGAAUUGAGUGCUGACAUUGAGUUCGAGUUCAAGAAACAUUUCACUUUUCUCUUGUACACUGGGUAGCCCCAUUCAAGCAGAAAUGGCUGUUGCUGUUCUAGACGGUGUAAAUAGACAAUACGAUGGUUUCAAGAAAUUGGAUAGCAGGCAGACAGUGAGGCGGCGUGUUUUUGUGCAGACAGACACAGGCAGUGUUUUGGGUAUUGAAUUAGAUAGAGCUGACAAUGCAAACACUGUUAAAAAGAAGAUGCAGAAAGCCCUGAAUGUGCCCACUGAUGAAAGCUCUCUGACAUUUGGAGAUACAGUGCUGAAGAAUGAUUUGAGUGCGGUAUGCAAUGAUGCUCCCCUUCGUCUUACGAGAGGAUCUUUCCAUCGAAGUUCCUCUACACCGUGCCUUUCUCCAACUGUUGAUGGUCAGCCACAAAGAGAUAGAAGUGGGCCUGUUGAGAUUGUUGGAGGCUCAAGCUGCUCUGGGGAAAUUAAAAAGUUGGUUAAGGAUGUAGUUAAGGCUGUUGAGUGUGGUGUAGAGCCAAUUCCUGCUUGUGGUGGCCUUGGUGGUGCUUACUUUUUUCGGAACAGGAGAGGUGAAUAUGUUGCUAUUGUAAAGCCAACAGAUGAGGAGCCUUUUGCGCCAAACAAUCCUAAAGGUUUUGUGGGCAAAGUUCUGGGGCAACCAGGGUUGAAGAGAUCAGUAAGAGUGGGAGAGACAGGAAUCAGGGAAGUGGCUGCUUAUCUUUUAGACCACGAUCAUUUUGCAAAGGUGCCCCUUACUGUCCUCGUUAAAAUCACACAUUCAAUUUUUAAUGUUAACAAACCGAUGACUAAAAGCAAACUUCAAAAUGAAAGACAGACUGUAAGUAAGAUAGCUUCCUUUCAGCAGUUUGUCCCACAUGAUUUUGAUGCCAGUGACCAUGGAACUUCUAGUUUUCCAGUGGCUUCUGUCCAUAGGAUUGGAAUAUUAGAUAUUAGGAUACUUAAUACCGAUAGACAUGCAGGCAACCUUCUUGUGAAAAAUAUGGAAAGAGUAGGAAGAUACUGUCAAGUUAGGGGAGAAUCUGUGGAGCUCAUACCCAUAGAUCAUGGUCUGUGCCUUCCAGAAAAUCUGGAAGAUCCAUAUUUUGAGUGGCUCCAUUGGCCUCAGGCUUCGAUACCUUUUUCAGAAGAUGAACUGGAAUAUAUAUACAAGCUUGAUCCCAACAAGGAUGCAGAGAUGUUGAGAGUGAAAUUACCUAUGGUACGAGAGGCUUGUUUAAGGAUUCUAGUGCUGUGCACUGUUUUCUUGAAAAAAGCUGCCGAAUCUGGUCUUUGUCUUGCAGAAAUUGGAUCAAUGAUGAGCCGUGAAUUUCAGGGAAUGGAAGAGGCACCGAGUGAAUUGGAAGUUGUUUGUAUGCAGGCAAAGUUGCAGGUUGAUCAUGAAAUGUCUGCCAUUAGGUCUGAGGGAGAGGAGGAUAAAAUUUCGGAAAUUUCAUUGGAAGAAGACCACAUGGCUGAGCAGAUUCAGUUUGACAUGGACUAUGAGGAUGAUGAGGAUGAUUACAUAAAUACUGCUAGUAAUAUCUGGAUGAAGAAAACAUGUUUAAAUCAUGACAGCCGACAUGACUCCAUGGAAGUAAAUGGCUUUAACAAAUUUGAAACUGGUAGAGUUCCCUAUUUAUUUCCUCAAUCCUUGUCAUCACCUUCCCAAAGAACUGAUUUGUGCAUUAAUUCUUUCUCAAAUGGUACACUCAGAAGCUCACGUGGAGGUAAGUUUCCCUUUGAAUCAAAUUGCCCUUCCCCUAGACAUGACUCUGUGGAAGUAAAUGAUGUUAACAAAUUUGAAACUGGUAGAGUUCCCCAUUUAUUUCCUCGAUUCUCAUCGUCCCCUUCCCAAAGAACUGAUUUGUGCAUUAACUCUAUUUCAAAUGGUACACCCAGAAGUUCCCGUGGAGGUAAGUUUCCCUUUGGAUCAAAUUGUGCUUCCCCUAGGACUCCAAAGGGAGGAUGCUGGAGUACGCUUUCAAAGCUGGAAGAGAUUCCAUCUUUAGAGGAAAAUGAAAUGGAAGAACCAGUUCCUGAAAUGCAAGAACCAAUUCCCGAAAUGCAAAAUCCAGGUCUAUUGAGGAAUGCAGGGAAGGCUUCAUUCAAUCAUCAAGGAAGCCCUUUUUCUUCAGGGCUCUCUGCAUCUCUGAGGUGUACUAGCUUCUCAGACAGGAACCAGGGUGGUUCUCGUCAUGCAGGAUUUCAGAAAGGGCGUAGUAGUAAGCAAGGAGUAUCAGCUGCUGGAGCCAUGCAAAGUGGGCAUGAGACAGGUGCAAUGACCGGAAACUAUAUCAAGUUCUCAGAUAUGAUUGAGGAAGAGUGGGCUUUGUUUAUUGAAUAUUUUCAGGAUCUUUUGCCAGGUGCUUUUGCUUCAAGGAAAAGUAUGAGUUCAAGCCACAGACAGAGGCUUGGCACUUCGUGCCAGUUUUGAGUAAUAGUAUAUGAGUCACAAGGCUUAAUUUUUUUUUUUCUCAUGAAGAGUUUUGGGAACCUUAUAUGGCUAUUGGGUCCUUCCUGUAGCAUAUGUACAUUACGUGUAUAGGUUUUGGAUCAGAGUUUUAACAACUUCUUUUAGAAGUCUAGGAUUGUGCAUAUACUUGCACAUAUACCAACCAGAGUCAUUUAAUUUCUGGCUCACUCUUGCGACAUUGUAAAUAUUUCAACAGACUUCAGGGCUGCUUUCUAUGAAUGGUGGGUGAUUGAAGUGUACAUUGUAAGAUAGGGUCAUGAGCAGUCCGUUUUUUUUAAUCUUUGACUGAAACUGCCAUUGGUGUUAACCAGACCUAUGCAACUGGGUCCUGAUCCAUAUAAAAUUCUUCAUAAGGCAAGUGAGCUUGCUUAUUAUCUUUGUCUGGGAUCUUGUUUUAAGUCCUUUCGACUUCCAGCAAAGUUAAAACACUAAUUUUCAAUUAGAGCGAGACCUUAAGGUUUCUUGUUUGAUGGCUUGGUACUUGCAGAGCUAAUAUUUUAUGCUUUGCUUAUAUGAUGUUCUCAUCUGCUGUAUCUGAACGAGUGUUUGGUGGCUUUGUUCUUCAAGUACCCCUUGCAUGAAGGGGGUUGCUAAUAAUGGAGAUGCAAAGAGCAGGUUUCAAACUGCGUUUUACAGUUCAUUUCUUUCAUUUAUAUAAAAGUUUGCCUAAUGCAAAAGGCAAAUACCAGCUCAGCUAAAUGCUUACAAGUGCAAUUUCAGGCGGUGCCGGAUAGAGGAGUUGGGGAACCUAAAGCAAUCUUGCAUGAAGGGGGUUGCUAAUAAUGGAGAUGCAAAGAGCAGGUUUCAAACUGCAUUUUACAGUUCAUUUCUUUCAUUUAUAUAAAAGUUUGCCUAAUGCAAAAGGCAAAUACCAGCUCAGCUAAAUGCCUACAAGUGCAAUUUCAGGCGGUGCCGGAUAGUAGAGGAGUUGGGGAACGUAAAGCAAUCUUUUAUUCGUAGCUCUUGCAACUUGGAAGGCUUAAAGAUCAUGUCAAUGGUACGGUGAAAAUUAUGAUACUUUGGAUUGGCAAAAUGACUUUAUGACUACUUGCAGAAUCAAUGUAGCUGUUUCUGAUGGGAGAAUGGAUAUCAGAUGCGUAGUUAGUUUGAUCUUUAGUUGCUGUUGUUGUAAGAAGGCUAGUCAGUUUUUACAAUUUUGUUUUGCAGUCCUAGAUAGCGAGUUCUUAAGCAUAAAAGCUUUUAGAUGUUUGUCAAGAUGUUGCAGAUUAUAUGUUUGAACAUGGGAUCAUUUUGGUGUGCUGUUCGUUGAAGGCAUUAUUGUGAAGUUGCUAGUAACUUUGAUUUUGUUAGUUGUGACUUUCUGUGUCUUUGAGAACAAAUCGUGUUAUACAGAAUAUUUUGUGCAGAUAGAUGUUCAGGGUAGACGAGGCCAGGCCAUGAUUUGGUGGUUGCCAAAUCUGGAUAUGUACACUUUUUGUUUUAGUAAAUGUAAGUUUCUUACUUAUCAAAAAAAGAAAAAUACAAUUUUCUGA
Messenger RNA from Cryptomeria japonica (Japanese cedar), 4725 nucleotides. Its product is annotated as phosphatidylinositol 4-kinase gamma 6. The transcript is spliced from 3 exons. Lineage: Eukaryota; Viridiplantae; Streptophyta; Pinopsida; Cupressales; Cupressaceae. The record is from RefSeq and is a predicted model, not a curated record. The coding region runs from base 827 to 3193 and encodes 788 amino acids.